Molecule: messenger RNA, 11310 nt
Organism: Amoebophrya sp. A120
Lineage: Eukaryota; Dinophyceae; Syndiniales; Amoebophryaceae
Source: the annotation of a GenBank genome assembly
AGUUCACGGAGAGGCGACGACGUACAAAGUUACUUAGUUGUAGUUGGUUUGACGUCUACUUCUGUUCGCUUGCAUCACCGCUUCUUAUGCAUCGAGAAAGUACAAUGGCGUUGGCACAGGACGGCACGUGAGGAAGAUCUUCAUCUGAAAUAACGAAGGAAACCUUCUACCGCGAAGGAAAAGGCGAAUGAUGCGUGCAGUUGUGAAAAUUCGCCGCAGGGGUAUCUGCCUUGUGGCGCUGUUGCUGGAUUCAGCAGCGCAGGCGCUUUUCGGGCAGGAACAGCAGGAAGAGAUCGAAAUCCCCUUUGACGCCUAUACCGAAGAAAGUGAUGCGGCACAGGCGGAAAAAGCCGCUGCCGCUGCGCCGCGGUCGUUUCGGCGGCGACGCGAGGAGAGGGAUAAAGACAAGAACAAACCUGCUCCCGCACGUGUGGUACCACGUUCCCCGGUCAUCUCUGCACCUCCGGCCAGCGCGGAUGAUAGCAGCAGUGCCGUUCUUGACGAUGAAAAUAUUCAGCCGAGUGCAUUCCUGGAAAAUAAAUCCGCGGGGAGUAAACUAGACUCGCGGGUGGGCCACCUUCCUCCUUCCGGCGCAGAGCCCCAGUUUCACUUCGCGGGAAAGGACUUUUCGGCACACGCUGACCCACGGUACCUGGACGAUCCCCGCACACUGCAGGGGGACAACCUGGAAGAGUACGUGUCCGUGCUUCGCGCCCGGCCGCUCGGGGAGGCGCUCGCGCAGGCGUUGGCCGCGGCGGCCGCGGCGCCCGAUACCCACGUGCUGCCGGCCGUCUGCGAGGCGGCGGUCCUCCUGAAUGGGAACGCGCUGGAGGAGGUGUCCAAGUACUUCGGAAAACUGGAGGCCACCGCGCACUACGGGGCGCCCUCGACGAACGCGCUGAUCACGUUGACGAAACAUGCUGUGGAAAAGGGUACGGCUGCGGUGUACAGCGAGUACGGAUUUCGCAUCACGCCGGAAACGCUGACCUUCACCGCGGUGCGGACCAGCCCGCUGAUGCUUAAGUUCGCGCCGAACAGCAUGCAAAACGAUCCGGACUUUGUGGAUUGGGUAGUGCGCCUGAACGGCCACGCAUUGGAGUUUGCCUCGGAAGAAGUGAAGAAGAACCGCGACGUGAUCACGUCCGCCAUUCUCACUAACGCCACCAGGUACUUGCUUGUUCUAUAGCAACUACGAUAACAUUAUCGUACUCGUGAAUGAUGGUGCAAAAAUGACUAUCGCAAGCUUUUGGAGACGAAAGGGCGAUGAAUCAGUUGCGAUUUGUUCCCAGAAAAGUUAAUGUGCGAGGAAAGCAACUUCGUUUGUUGUUGUUCUGUAUAAGUGAGUCCUCAAGAUGAAAACAUGUUUUCUAAUCCCAUUUUACAGUUUGCAGUUUGCGGACACCUUGAUGCGAGAGGACCGGCACCUGUGUGACCUCGCGAUCCGGACCAACGGUACCGCGAUCCAGCACUGCGCCCCGCACUUUCGAGGCGACGUCGAGUUCGCGUUGCAAGCCAUCGGCCACGACAUGCGCGCGCCCGCAGUAGUGUAUGAGGACACGGGCAAACAAGACUGGGAACCGUUUCUGAAGCACGACACCGACGCGACCGAGCACGGGCGGCUCACGCAGCAAAUGAAGGCGCUGCGCGACCUCGCCAGCAGCGAGGAGGCCACCGCGGAGACGUGCGCGCUGUACCACCUGGACGCGGAGCUCCGCUGCGAUCACGACCUAGUCUACAUGGCGGUUGCCAACCGGGGGCGGUGCCUGGUCGCCGCGUGCGACGAGGCCAAGAUGGAUCCGUUCAUCGUGGAGACGGCGCUCUUUAACACCUGGCGCGCUGCUGCCUACGUGAAGCCGGAGUUCUGGGCCUCGCCGGAGGGACUCAGCACCUUGCGGUUCUUCUUCGUCGUGUCGCAGGGGGGUAUUUACCCGUAUCUUCCGGAUGCUUUGAAGCAGCACCCGACCUUCCAGCGCGUGGCGGUAGGCGCGGAGCCGAUCGUGGCCUACCCGAUCCUUCCCAGUGCGAGUAGCCGGGUACAGUACGCUGAGCUGGCGAUCGUUCGGAGCAACGGGUACGCUCUGAAAUUCAUGGACACGCCGGAAUUUUCGGAGAAGUACGCGGAACUCGUGCGGUUGGCGCUCGGCGUGAACGGCUUGGCGCUGCAGUUUGUGGAUCGGCAGCGGCUGCCGGCCGACGAACAGAAGUAUGUCUGCUACGACGCCGUGCUGCAGACGCCGCUGGCGUGGCAGUACUGCAGCGACGCGGAGCGGCGCCCCGUGGCAACGCCGUCGUUCCUUCGGCAGCUGCUGCUACGCGACGGACGCAUGCUGGAGCACCUGCCCGACACCGUGCGCCAGGACCCGGAGAUGGUUAGCCUCGCGGUGCGGGACCCAAAGAGGGCGCACAUGAUGCAGUUCGCGAGCGCCGCGCUGCGCAACGACGUCUUGUUCCUGCGCCAGCUCGCGCUGCGGCAUCGCCACAUCAAGUGGAUGCCCUACGUUUUCGAGAAGCCUCGCGCGGACAUCGUGUUGGCGGAGAUGGGAGUCACUUUCAUGGACGGCGCCACAGUCUUCAAGUGGAUGGCGGUUUCACUCUGCGCGGACAAGGAGCUGGCGUACCAGGCCGUUGUCGUGAACGAGGACGUUCCCAAGGCCGGCUUCACGAACUCGACCGACGUGAGUACCGGCAUGAAGCUGACGAAGCGCGCGCAGGACCUUGCGUACAGGUACUUUCCCUUGCAGUUGCAACACGACCUGUGGCGGGAGGCGCUCUACGUCGCUAAUCCGCUCGGCGUCACGGGCUUACUGUCCGCGGCGGCACUGCCACCCCUGAGUCGGCGGCUGACACCGGAGGCGGCGGACUUCCUUGCGCUCGGCGGGCAGUACCACUACGUGCCGCGCCCCGUGCAAACGCGGCGCCGGACGGAGGACGCCUUGCUGGCGAUGGGGAACCGCGGGGAGACCAUCAUCUGGCAAACGCUAGAGCCGACCCUGGUCGACAAGAGUCUGGUCGUGUUUGCGGUCGCGCAGAUGAGCAACAACCACGGCACCGUGCUCAAUGCCCUCGAGCCACACUUGCGGAACGACAAGGAGAUUCGCGAAAUGGCCGUGACCGCGGAGCGCGACGACGCCUGCCUGUGGCAGGGUUGGCAGAUGGCUCUGACCCAUCUGGAUCCGGUUUAUCGCGACGACAAGGGCCUGGUGUACGAGGCCCUGGGCGGUCACUCGUGCGCCAAGAUCCGGGAGGAGGUGCACAAGGACCAGGUCCGCAAUACGGCCAGUGCCGCGGCCGCACAGCUGGCGAUCGAGGAGGGUUACACCACGGGCGCCGCCGCCUACAAAAACAGCGGCGGGGACGCGGUGGCCACCAGCCGCGCCUACCAGCCGGUGCUCCAUGACCGGAUGUUCGACAAGGCGGAUCUGAUGCUGCAGGUGGCGGUCGGGCCGGUGCUGAAAAACGACUGGCACGUGGUGCAGCGCGUCGUGCGAAAGCGCGGCCUGCGGGAGCUGCGCGCGGCGUCGCCGGCGAUUCGAAAGCAGGUCUAUCAAAACCUGAUCGACAGCGUGUGGAUGGGGCAGAUGGACGUCAACGUGAUUCGGUUGUUCCACCUGAUCGAGGAAGCCGACGCGAGGCCUUUGGCGGAGCGGAAACAGGCGUUUUUCACGGACCUGCAGGAGCACAAGUGCUGGGACACCCUGUCCUACGCAGCGGUGAUGCUGGAGGAGUCUUCAGAGGGGAACGACGAGGACUCCUCGUUCAAGCUGACCACGACGCACGUGAACGACGCGAUGAAGGACCACAAAAACGUGAUGGAGUACAAGUACCUUAGCGAGGAACUGCGCAAGGACGCCGUCCUGCUUUCCAAAAUGACGACCGCCUCGAAGACGGACGGCGACGUGGCGGCCUGGCUGCCCUACGCGCCUGAGUCGGUGCGCUCGCAUGCGGGCACAAUGCGCGUCAUUCUUCGACGAAACGGGCGGGCGCUCCGGUUCGCGGCGGCGAAUGUAAAACGGGACCCGGCGUUGGUCGCUAUCGCCGUGGAGAACGACCCUUCCGCCGUCGUGUUCGCGUCGCGCGACCUGGCCUUGAAGAAGGCGGCGGAAGCCGUGGCCGCGAAAACAGCGAAGCCGGCGGUUGGAAAGAUGUUCUAUUUGCACUCUCCGUUGUACGGCCAGGCGCCAGCGCCCUUGGACGCGGUGGUGAAGGCGUGCGGUGUGGAUCCCGCGGACGUGUUUCAGUACAUGGACCCGACGGGGACCGAGAAGUCGCUUUUGCAGGCCGAAGUGGUGGAGGCCGCGCUGGGGAGUGACGUGUCCAUCUUUGGUAUUCUCCCGGUCGAGGACCGUUCCAAGCUGAAUUUGCUGCAGCUCGUCCUCGAGAAGCAUGUCCAGGGCGACAUGACCAAGGCGGUGGAGCUUGUGCGGCACGCUGCACUGCCGGACGAAGAGCUCGAGACUCUGGUGCGACUGGUGCUGUCGACACAAGAAAAGGCGCUGCAGGAGAAGGCGGAUGUCGAUCAGCUCGCGCCGGUCCCGGCCGAGCAGUCGGUGCUUGGGGCCCUCCCGUUUCUAAUCGCGCGCAACAACGAGGAAGUGGUCCGUCUUGCGUUUUCCGAGUACCCGCGGUCCACCGUCCUACACGUGCACCAGCUGCCUUUACGGCUGCGCCGCAGCAAGGAACUCGCGCGGUACGUGCUCGUCUCCGCGGCCCAGAUCGACUGGGGCGCGACGUCGCUGCUAAGCCGGUUUGCGACCGCGGUCCGCGAAGAUCGCGGGAUCGUGGAGGUUGCGUUGAAAGAAUCGUCGCUCGGACAGCGCCUGCAAACCAUGCAGUUUGCCGGAGCGGCGCUUCGUAAUGAGAUCGACCUGCACGAGAUGGCGAUGGCAGAGGAGAUGGGUUUGUUCCCCAGCGUGAUGGACCCUCCGUCCAUUCGCGCAAACCGCAACUUGGUGAUGAAGGCGCUGCAGCCGGACAAGGCGGGAGCCAUUUCCGUGUUCCGGUUUCCUUAUCUGCCGGAGGAACUGCGCAGCGAUCCGGCGGUCGUGACGAAGGUGCUGCGCCACCAGAACGUUGUGGGAUGGGAGGCCUCGCCGUCGGUCAUCUACGGCUUCAUUUCGGAGCACCUUCGGAAUUCCGACGAGAGCCUUUUGCGGGAGGCCACCACGGCCUGGGAGCACGCCCGGACCUUCCUGAACAGCUUGCGGACAAAUGCCGCGAUGAAGCACAUCCCGGACUUUUCGUGGAAAGCCAACCGGCUGCUCCGGGCGCAGUCCCCGCUGCUGUUCGCGUCGGACGUCUUGCUGGUGAUGAAGUACGACGAGAUUGUGAUGCCCGUGUUGCACACGCUUGAUGAGUCCCCCAUGUACGACGCUCGGCGCGAGGCUCACAUUCUGCGCCGGGUCCUGCAGGACGCCGCGUUUCACGAGGGGGAGAGCCUGGUGUGGGAGCGGGCGCGCUUGGCGAAGGAUUACAACCAGGUCCCGGUGGAGUACCAGAGCGACCCGCGCGUGAUCGCGCACUUCCUGAUGAACGGCGAGCGGUGCAUGCCAGACGUGGCGGCGGUGGGGAACGACUACAAGCUGCUGUCGCAAGACAACCCCUAUCUGUUGGAGCUCGCGCGGACCCACAUGUUCAGUCCGUACCACAAACUCGACCCAACCACGGGCGACUACCCGAAGGCCGACCCGCAGACCCUGUCGCGGCACCUGAAGGCCCUCGGCCCGCUGACUGAUCCGGGCGGCGCGGAGUUCGCCGCCAUGUACACCCCGAUGGCGCUGCAGCACCUGGACGCGAAGAGCAUGUCCAGCGACGACAUUCGGUCCGUGUUCGCGGCCGUGCUGUUGCAGCACCGCGUGCCGGCGGUGAUGCAGUUUGCGCCCCCAGAGCUGCGGUCGGACCCGGUUUUCUUUCUGCAGAUGGUGCACGCCGGCGUGCCCGGCCGCACCAGCCUCCCCUUCGCCACCAUUCCCGCCGACCACCCGGAGCCGGAAAGGCUGUACGAGUUGGCGCGAGAAGUGAUGAAGCACGACGCGAAAAGUCUCGACGCCAUCCUGCCGUGGCUGCUGAAACUGGGCGCCGCCGACAAGAAGGCCGGGAUGGCGCUGCUGCGCGAGGUGUUCGAGCUGGCCAUCCGCGAGAACUGCCGCGCCUACAUGCUAGCGCCCAUGCACUUGAAGAGCGACGUGGACUUUCUGCGCAGCGCGUUGACCAGCUGCGACCCGGACCAGAGCAUCGCGGAGAAGAUCCCGCAUGACGUGAUUCUGAAGAACCCGGAGAUUCUCUCCCUCGCAAUGGACACCACGCCGGCGCUGACGCAGUACAACCAGCUCAGCGAGCAGCUGAAGAACGGGGCGGUUAUCAUGGAGCGGGCGAUCGCGCGGUUCGAUCCCGCGGCGCAGCCACCCUUGGCGCCCGCAGCGCAGAUCAUUUGGGAAAGACGGCUCGUGACCGACUACGUGCUGGGCACCUACGACAAGCAGGCCGCGCACACCCCGGAAAGCAAUCAGAAGGUUCGCAGUCUCCUGCUCGCGGCGGUGCAAAAGCAGCUGAUCUCCUACUGCAGCGUGCCCACGACGUUGCCCUCGGACGGGUUCGUUUUGAAGGACGCCGCGUUUCUGGAGGAGGCAAUCAAGGGCGGCGCGUCGUUCAAAAACUGCUUCCUGUCCAAGGAGGAGAUCGGGUCCAACCCUGGUCCCCUGCUCAUCCGCAUGCUGCGUCGCAGCUCGUACUACGGGGCCGACGUGGACGACAUUGUGAAGUCCUUCACGAAACACGACCUGCUGCUCCCGCUAAUCUUCUUCGAGGAGGAGGAAGCUAGCAGCCUCAACCACGAACACGACGACCACGAGGAGGAGGGGGAGCACCGCGCGGCGUACUUUAAAAACAUGGACUCAUCGGCUUCGUCUUUCCUUUCCAGUGCUAGUGCAGCAAGAACCGCGGCCACUGAUGUCGACGAGAAGCAGCAGUUGGAGGCCCCUGUUGUCGAAGCGGAGAAGCAAGAGGUAAGGAAAAUUAAAAUCAGAUAGUUUAUUGCAAAAUUUGUGUUCGCGGCCCUAAGUAGCUCCAGCUUUUUCGUCUCCAUCAAGGGUUACAGACGGUGUCUCGCAUGUAAGUAUGUUUGUAUCGUUUUCAUGAGGUCGUACCUCCAUGAAGAUCUUCUCUUUGUUGAUCGUAACGACCAUAGCAAGACCCAGUAUUGACAAAACAAUCAUAGAAACAACAGCCUGUCAUGGCGGCGCCGGUUCGUAGCUCGCCUUCUUUGCGCGGAACGCUGCACGCGCAACAGAAGCUGCAGCAGCAGCAGCAACAGCAGUCGUUUGUGCAGGUGCAGCAGGCGUCGACACCGCCCACAGAAAAGGGGACUGGGGACGAGAAGCAGAACGCUUCUCAAGGAGUAGAAGCUCUGCCCCUUGUAACAAAUGGUCAGAAUGAUGUCCACUUUCCCGUUUUCAAGCCGGGCCAACCCAACUGGGAGUUCCUGAGCGAGCUGGUGGACGCCUCGCCCCGCACGAUAGUUGUACUCUCCAACGAGAAUGUACUGCCCAAGUCGCUCCGCUGCAGCACUCGCUUCAUGAUGAUGAUGUUCGUCGACGCGCUACCGGACAUCGCAGAAUUGCCGGAGGACAUGCAUCAAAUGGUAAGUGCUCAGAACUCGUUCCAAGGUUCAGCGUUUUUUUUUGUGAUGAACUAGGAUAAGUAGAAAGAGAGUAUCUAUAGUGGACUAGAAACCGACGAAGAAGUAACAGUGGAGAGCAAGCAACGGAAAUCAAAACCGCGAUGAAGAGCAAAAUAUCACCGAGAUGAAAUAAGUAAAUUCUAAGUAUACCAAAUCAAAUCUAUCAGAUGAAGAAGUGGCUGGUCGGCACACGGGAGCUCUGUCCGGAAAUGGCGGCGGAUGAUCAGUUUAUUGUUGAGGUGAUCCAGAGCACCAGUCUUCGCAGCCUGAACCAGGGCGUGAUUUUGAACCUGUUCUUCGACCACUCCAAAACGAUGACGGAGCGUGUGAAGCGCGCACUGAUAUUGGUGAACAAAGGCUUCCUGAUGCUGGACCGGUAUGUAAAGGACUCGAACGCGGAGAACCGGGACAAGCCGGACGAGGAGGCGGACUCCAGUCAGGAUGUGGCUUAUGGAGUGUCAGAAUCGAAAUCGACAAAAUCGAAAAAUUUGCGAUGCAUAAAAUGCAGGGCACGUAAGGCCUGUAUUGGGGAGCAGGCAAAUGAGACCGAUCACAAGCCUGGUUAGGGGUAUGCAAUGCGCUGCCUGAUUAGCAUGACAGAAGCAGUCUUCUUUGCCCGAACAGCAUGACAGACUGGAUUUGGGUGCUCCCGAAAUUUGUCAUGCGCCACUCGGAAACUGGGGCUCCAACUGGUGCCGAUUUUGUGCAUCACAAGUUUUUCGAUUUUGUCAAUUUCGACUCUGACACCUCCAUAUGGCCGACAUGCUGACCGCCUCGCCGCACAAAAGCACGGCGCUGGGCCGGCUGUUUACCACCACCAUCAGCGCGGCCAUGGAGCGCGUCAAGUUCCGCAAGGAGCGCUACUGGCUGAAAUCGCUGUUUAAGCGAAACAUACCCAUUUCCGCGAGCACGAUUGCGAAGUGGGAGGCCAGUAUGCCUGCGCCCGAGGACGCGCAGGAAGCCUUGCUCCAGUACGACAUCGCGCGUUGUGCCGUUGCGGACGCCGCGCAGAACUACCACCAGCUGGGGUCCACUCUGAAGCGCGACAAGCGCAUCUUGACCCGGGCCGUCCGCUUCGACUACGACUUCUACGAACAGAGCGACCCGAAUUUCAAGAGCACCCUGGCGUCCGCCCCCUGGAACCUGCGGGACGACUUGGAGAUCUUGGAGCACGCGCUGGCGACCAACGGGCUCGCGCUCCGGUACGCUUUUCCCGAGGAGGCCCUCAUCGUGGGCAGCGGACCCCUGCACGACGACGGCGCGGUGGAAGAGUCGGACAGCGAGGAGGGUCCUCUUCCGAGCGAUCACCCACUUCGUGCUCAUCAAUAUCACCCGCACGAAAUCCUUCCUGCCGAGCUUCUCCAUCAACACGACACGGAGGUUGAAAAUAAACCCAUGGAUCGACCCCCACGGUACCCGGGAGCAAAGCCGCCCGCAGCUUCGCUGCUGCAGCUGCGGCAAGCCGCGUCAAAUGUGGGGUAUUUGAACCAGGGCUACCUUCCGGACGAGCUGUAUUUAACCGCCUGCGCGGAGAACGGACUCGCGCUGGCGUACGUCCCCCUGGCGGUGCGGCUGCGCAACCCCGGGGAAGCACCCGGACUGCUGAUGAUCGCGGUCGAAGAGGACGGUAUGGCGCUGCGGUACGUUCCGUCGGCGCUGCGCACCUGGGAACUGUUGGACGCAGCGGUGAGGGAAAACGGGCUGGCCGUCCAGUUCGCCACCGCGGAGCACGUGUUCGACGUCUCGCGGUACAAGACGCUGAUGAUGCAGGCCUGCGGCCAGCGCGGAACGGCGCUGGAGUUCGCGGGCGCCGAUAACCUCCGGGAUAUGGAACUGAUUCUGGAGUGCGUGCGGAACGACGGCAUGGCGUUGCAGUUCGUGCCGGUGGACUUGCGCACGGAGGAGGUGAACAAGGCCGCGCUGCAGUCGGAGGGGCGCGCGAUCCGCUUCGUGCAGCCCAAGCAGGACCGGCAGCGCACCGACUACAUCCGGCUGGCGGCGGUCACGUUCCGCGGAGCGCUGUGCUACGGGUCCUGGCACGACCGCCAGGACGUGGAGCUGAUCGGGCAAAUCGCGGCGGCGGUGGACAAGGUGCGCGCCCGGGGCGGCGGCGUCUACAACGAGCGGCUCGCCAAGGACAACGACAUGGGCGGCGGGUUCCGCGCCGAGCACGACUCGCUGCUCAAAUGCGUCCCGCCGCCGCUGCGGUACGACGACGCGCUGCUGGACAAGCUGCUGGUGUCCGAUAGCAAGAACACGCUGCUGGAGUUCUUCUACAACGGCGACGGCAAGUUCAUGAGCACCAUGCCCCGGGCGCCAAUGCCAGGCUCCAGCACAACCUUCAGCAUUCUGCCGCGCGGCAUGCUUACGGCCGAGCGCGUGCUCAUGGCCCUGCAGCAGGACGGCUUUGCGCUCAGCGUGCUGCGCAUCACCAAGCACGUGUGGAAGUGGGAUUUUGCGCGCACCGCAGUGAUGCGCGACGGCAUUUCGCUGGGCAUGGUUUCGCACCCGCUGCGCGACGAGCUGGACAUCGUGCUCGCGGCGUGUGAGAACGACGGCACGGCCAUCAAGUACGCGUCGGAACGGCUGCAGACGAACCCGAUCGUGCGCUACGAAUGCCUGCACAAGGACUUGAAAGCGCGGGAAAAAUUUAUCGAGGGCAGCCGGCACCCCUCGCAUCUGUCGGGAAACAUGGACCUGGCGGGCUUCGAACUGAUGGCCGCGCCGGCCACCAUUCAGGACGACGACAAGAUCAACAAGUUGCAGAAAUUGGCCAUUGGCGCGGCGCCCAUGCUUUCUCGCUUCAUGAACCGCGAGGUGAGGGGUGCGCUCUGGGAUCGCCGAAGGGAUCCGGAGUACGCCUUGUCGCCGGAGAUUGGUAUGUUCUUGAGCGAGGCGGAGGACAACGCCCACGCGAUCGAUUUCUCCCUCGCGGUCGAUCGGCCGCUGUUCUCGCCCAGUCAGUGGCACUGGACCGACGGCCACGAAAACGACAAUAAAUUUGAGCAAAUCGACGACCUGCUGCACCGAUGAGCGUCACGCGGUGCGGGCGAGGACUCCGCAUACUCAAAUUAAGAACCGCAGGCAGCGUUUGCGUUUGCGAAUGUAAAUGUGGACAUGCAGGGAAUGAUAUCCCUCAAUCUAAGGCAAAGUUGAAAAUUAGCAACGUACUAACUUUGUCUAAAAAAAGUAUAAUUCAGUAAAAACAGAGUUCGUUGUAUACGCGUUUUUGUUUCACCUUGCUCAACUUUCGCAUCUGUAUGAUUUUAUGAAGUAGAAGCUGUAGUGCUGUCGGUCACCCGCUGACCUGGCCGGAUUGAUAGAGAGAUGGAGCUUGUACAACAAGCCAACAGCCACCUCAAUAACAAUAACGGGCUGCUCUACAACAGCUACCAGUGUUUCCUAGAAAAUUUGAGUCUUAUUUAUUCUUUGCACCUUUUCGAAAUGCUUUCACUGUGCACAAUCAAGUUGAAAAAAUGUACCCCUGUACAAACCGUACCUAAGUGAAGAUGAAACUGACUAAAUUUGUGCGGUGGUCGAUAGUCUUUGCACUUCCUCUACCUCGAAAUAGAUUGACUCAAGAAAGACGUAUGAAUCGAAUGGUGUGGAGAGCGAUGAAAACGAGGAUAGGAAAU